CUUUUAUCUAUAUAUUUUUUCCUUUUUUUACAAGGUGGUAGGUUUGUUUAUUCACUCCAUUGCGUCUCAUUUUAAAAAUUUUUGCUCAUACUUAUUAUUAUUGCUUGUCUCUUGCACCAUGCCUGAAUUAUUGUGAUGCUUCUUUUGUCUCAUUUCCCUGGCAUAAAAUAAAAAAAGUUGUUGGGGAAAAAAAGUUGCACUGCUGAUAAUCCCGUCCACAUAAAGAACAACGCGCCUCAGCCGCCAUGUUGCCUGUUGGGCGUCCUGUCUCGGCACACGAGGGAUGAAACCUGCACCAUGCGUGUCAGCACAUCCCUGGCAAAGGUGGGACGGCCAACCUGCCCUUUAAAUGGAGGGAUUAAACUGAUCAACUGCAUGUUUUCCUGGAUUAACGCCAGAGAUUAGAACCAAGGAGAACAUCCAGGGGGUGUGGAGGUGUGGUGUACUACAAAAGGCCCUUGCCAAGUGCCAAAGGUCCAAGAGUUGAGUGACUGAGCAGGGAUACGAUCUGCUUCACAGUAGAACAAUUGGUUUGUGCAGUUUGGACCAGCAGCUGUUAGAGACAUGGGCAACUCAAACGGAUGCACCGUGGACGACCUGCAGGCUGUGGAGAUGCACCUGUGGUACAAGAAGUUCAUGACGGAGUGUCCGUCCGGCCAGCUCACUCUGCACGAGUUCAAGCAGUUCUUCGGGCUGAAGGGGUUGGACCCAGAGGCCAACGCCUACAUAGAGCAGAUGUUCCGGACGUUUGACAUGAACAAGGAUGGCUACAUAGAUUUCAUGGAGUAUGUGGCAGCUCUGAGUCUGGUGAUGCGGGGAAAGAUGGAGCACAAGCUUCGCUGGUACUUCAAACUCUAUGACGUCGACGGAAACGGCUGCAUUGACCGCUAUGAACUCCUGAACAUCAUCAGGGCAAUCCGGGCGAUCAAUGGAAACGACAAUCAGGAAACAGCCGCAGAGGAAUUCACCAACAAAGUCUUUGAUAGGAUUGACAUCAACGGAGAUGGUGAGCUUUCUUUGGAGGAGUUCGUGGAAGGCGCUCGCAGUGACGAAGACUUCAUGGAGGUGAUGAUGAAGAGUUUGGACCUUCGUCACAUCAUGGCGAUGAUCCACAGCAGGAGGCACAGCGUUUAGCUGCCUCACCCUCAUUCACAACGCCGCCUCUUUGGAAAAAAACUCUUUUAUAUUUAAAAGUUUCUGUUUGGUUUGACUCCAACGUAACGUGAGGCCGUACCUCUGAAAACAGACAUUUUAUGAGUUUAAUCUCCAAAUGAGCGACAUUUAUGCACUUUAAAAACGGGCUAAUUCACUCCGGUUACGAAGGAUGAUCUGUAUGAAAGUCAAUCCUGAGCUGAGCCCCACGGAUCUGUUUUUAUUUUCUGUAUCAAUGUCCCUCAUAAGGUUAAAUUAGUCGGGUCUACAGGAGAAAGUACGACUGUUUAACGUGAAUUUGAUUAGCUGGAAAACAGGAACCGUAAGAGAUUUAGUCAAGAAUAGACAUUUUCUAUUUUUUCUGUGUUUAAAAGCCAAAUUUAGUAGCAGGUUUUGUUGUUUUGAAGUGUCUUUGGGUGUUUUAUUGACUGACGUGUUUGGCUUAAUAAUAUAGAAUAUCCUGGUUCUGUUGUCAGCUGUACUCAUCUGGUGCCUUCACUGCACAGUGUUUAAUUUCAGCUUUUCUCUAUUUAUACACUGAAACAAAUCCCAAUAAAAACCUGAUAAGAAGUACAUUUCUGUCUUAACUAAAUGAAAUGUGUCCAAUUAUGAAUGCAGUUUUAAUUUUUAAGUUACUUUGAUGUAUCAGAUUAAAUGUUUCAGCAUUUUUCUGUCAUAUAAACAAAUAUCUGACCAACAAGUAUUUGAGACAUUUACCUGAAGGAAAAGUGUCUAUAAAUAAAUAUACUGCA
This is a messenger RNA of Xiphophorus couchianus (Monterrey platyfish), 1904 nucleotides long. It is a transcript of the gene guca1aa, whose product is annotated as guanylate cyclase activator 1Aa. Gene Ontology annotation, molecular function: calcium ion binding. The record is from RefSeq and is a predicted model, not a curated record. Lineage: Eukaryota; Metazoa; Chordata; Actinopteri; Cyprinodontiformes; Poeciliidae. The transcript has 4 exons. Bases 565 to 1134 code for a protein of 189 amino acids.